UCCUAAACCCAUAGGUCGGACGAGGCGACGCCGCGGCUGGAUCAGAAGGAGGCGGUGUCUCGAGUGCCCGAGCUGAGCGUCCUGACGGAGGCAGACGACACCACCUCGGACGCCGUCAGGAAAAUGUUCUUCCUGUCGGUGGCGUUCGCGGCCAACAUCGGCGGCACGGGCUCGCCCCUCGGCUGCGGCCCCAACCUCGUCGUCAUGGGCAUCCUCCAAAGCACCUUCAGCGAACCGACGGAGCUAAAUUUCGCCACCUGGAUGCUCUUUAACGUUCCCGGGAUGAUCCUCAACAUGGUGCUUGGAUGGUGCUGGCUUCAGAUUCUCUACAUGUUUUGUGGUCGCAACCGGAUACAGACGCACAGCCGGGAGCGCGACCGGGCCAUGAAGAAGUUCCUUCAGGAGCACUACGACUCCCUCGGGCGAAUUACUCAGCACGAGAUCGUGGUGCUCGUCCUCUUCAGCACACUCGUCUUCCUGUGGGUAUUUCGGGCUCCGGGUUUCGUCACCGGCUGGGCGCAGUUCUUCACAGACAGCUUCGACGAAAAAGUAGUGGUGAGGGACGCCACGCCUGUCAUGUUUAUGGUGUUCCUCUUGUUCUGCAUCCCGGCACGGACGUCGUGGACUUGCUGCUCAAGCGGUGACAAAGCCAGCGAGACCCGAGACCGCCACGAGACUUGCCUGACGUGGGAGGUGGUGCACGCGAAGGUCCCCUGGGGCGUCAUCCUGCUCCUCGGAGGUGGUUUCGCCGUCGCCGAGGCCGCCAAAGUGUCCGGACUGUCGUUGUGGCUCGGGCAUCAGCUUCAAUACUUCGCUGUGAUGCCCAAAGAGCUAAUAGUAUUUGUAGUUUGCCUCAUAACAGCCAUGCUCACCGAAGUGGCGUCGAACACAGCCACCGCCUCCGUCCUUCUGCCUGUCAUAAAAGACCUGGCACUUGGUAUAAACGUGAACCCGCUGUACCUGAUGCUUCCCGCUGCUGUAUGCUGUGCCUAUGCCUUCAUGCUGCCUGUCGCCACACCGGGCAACGCCAUCAUCCUCACUGCAGCCCGCAUGAAUACUUUAGAAAUGAUGCGCGCCGGGGCGGUGAUGAACCUCGUGUGCGUCCUGGUCAUCACCUUCAUGAUCAACACCCUGGGAGUCGUGAUCUUUGACCUGCACACCAUGCCGGCCUGGGUCAACUCCACAGUCACGGUCGUUCGCUGACCCCCGACCUCCGUGACCUUAGGCGGACCAGAGAGAGUUCAUCAUUGAUUCUCUCCAAUUGCAACAUGUAGUGAUAUUGUUAGCUUCGAGUGCAUUCGUUCGUAAGGGAGUGUGAGUCCCGGAUGAAUUGUAAAUAAGUAGCUUAAUUCGCCGGUUGGGCUGAAGGCACUCGCUUCGUUACAGGGGAAAAUUUGGGAUUAGUCCAGCACUUGCUUUCUGAAAAGUUGGACAGCGGGGAAUUAUAAAUGGAAUUUAAGAGAAUUUUUAAAUCAUGAUUUUAAUUGGUGCUAGGGAUAAAAGGAAGGAUGAAGGAUUUAUGGCGGCCGACAGAAGGAAUCCAUGUUAACCAUAUCACAAAGGAAGAUUCACACGGACAGGAACAUAGAUGUUUAUACAGACACAUACGCAGAUUCACACACAGCCACACACACACAGCCACACACACACAGCCACACACACAGCACACACAGCACAUAACACAU
This is a messenger RNA of Penaeus vannamei (Pacific white shrimp), 1685 nucleotides long. The record is from RefSeq and is a predicted model, not a curated record. NCBI's taxonomy places the organism in Eukaryota, Metazoa, Arthropoda, Malacostraca, Decapoda, Penaeidae.